Molecule: messenger RNA, 1126 nt
Organism: Laccaria bicolor S238N-H82
Lineage: Eukaryota; Fungi; Basidiomycota; Agaricomycetes; Agaricales; Hydnangiaceae
Exons: 10
Source: RefSeq, a predicted model, not a curated record
GCCUUUGGACGCCAAUCUAUGCGCGUUCCCUACCCAUAAACACCUCAUCUCACAAGAAGCUCUAGAUACCUCACCAACGGAACGUCCAAACGUCCGAAAGCGCAACAGCGAGGACUAUAUGAUGCCGGACCUCUCAGAGACAGCGUUGGAAGAAACGAACACAAUUGAGAGGUGGAUCUGGGUGGGUGAAUGGGCGACAAGACGCAGGAGGAGACGACAACAAGACGCCGUCUGGCUACGUAUCUACCUACUACAGACGGUAGGACGAUGGAACGUGUUGGGAUGGCGAGGACCGGCACCCGCCAAACUCCUGUUGUCUCAAGCUCUGACAGCCAGCGUCCAUCUCUACCUUAGUAUGCGGGCAGUAACGAAGGCUCACGAGGAGGGUGCUGGGCCUGGGGGCGAGAUAAACGGGAGGAUGGUUAUCGGCGGGCAUGAUCUGGCAUUGGCACAACCCACCAACACCUCCCAACGUUCUUUGAACGAGCAAAAUCGAUGGUUGUUACGACGUUCCUCCUUCGUGAGAAAGUGUUCUGCGACGAAAGAUUGGUCCUCGUACGCGCUCGAUACUGCAUCUGAGACGCCGAUUUUGAGUCCAGGAAGAUUGAAGGAAGGCGGGAAGGAAGGCAGCUACUCCUCUCCAUUGCGCCCCCUCCGUCACCGCUCACCUGCUCGUACCUGGAUUGGCUUUUGGGGUGUAAUGCGUUUCGCGCUCGUCUCUGAUGCGCUCCUCGCCGCCUCGACCUCGGCAUUUGCCCCCUUGUUCACUCGUCAGGACGUCGCUGUCUCUCCUUUCGUCAGCCAAUGUGACGGCGACCUAGGUCGCUGCAGCCUGCCCAGCACUAGACUACAACUGUCUCUGCAACAACAUUCCAUCUUAUCGACUCCAGUCACUGCUACCGUUACCAAUGCUAUCUCUCGUGGCUAUGAACUCGCGAACGCCAUUGAUCUCAAAUACACCUCCAUGGCAACCUUUUCGAGCGUGCAAGUUGAGCGGAAUUUGGAUAUCUUCAAGAAUAGAACACUUUCUACUUUCUACUCGAAGUUGUUCGUCUCUCUUUCCCACAAUUGCCUGGUGGUUGCAGUUGACUUCCGUUUUAUAACUUUAUGCUCAAAAGGGGCGUAG